Messenger RNA from Choloepus didactylus (southern two-toed sloth), 6618 nucleotides. It is a transcript of the gene PIK3R4, whose product is annotated as phosphoinositide-3-kinase regulatory subunit 4. The transcript has 20 exons. Gene Ontology annotation, molecular function: ATP binding; protein serine/threonine kinase activity; protein binding. Gene Ontology annotation, biological process: autophagy of peroxisome; protein phosphorylation; late endosome to vacuole transport. The record is from RefSeq and is a predicted model, not a curated record. Gene Ontology annotation, cellular component: late endosome; nucleus-vacuole junction; phosphatidylinositol 3-kinase complex, class III, type II. Bases 593 to 4669 code for a protein of 1358 amino acids. NCBI's taxonomy places the organism in Eukaryota, Metazoa, Chordata, Mammalia, Pilosa, Megalonychidae.
CUCCCACUUUCCAACCCCGCCCGCGCCUGGUGGUGAGGGCCUCGAGGCGGGCUCGGAGGUGUUUAGAGAGCGAGCCUGGCAUCGCGUGAGAGGAGGGCAAGGCCCUGGGAACGCGCCGCCGCGCAGGCAGGGUCGGAAGCUGGCGGGGGCAACUCCUGGGUAUCUGUAGAGUCUCUUUAGCGUGGCUGCGUCUCUUCUGCGGCCCCGACAGCCUCCUGUGAGCUUUCCCACUCCCCCCCUCCGCUCCCACGGACCGUCGGGUUCCGGGACUUUUCUGUGCCCGAUACCCCCCACUCCCCACCCCAUCCCAUCUCCUGCACUUGAAGAAGGACCCCUCUACUGGAGGCGACUCGCCUGGCUGCUGACGCGGUUUUCUUCUCCCGCAGACCGCACAUGCCCUGAAGUGGCUUGCCAUGACCCUCGUGUGAACUUGUGAGAGAUUUUUGACAGUUUCUAGAGGCCUAUGGUAAAUGUUUAUAAGUGCGCAUGGCCGUGUGUGUAUCUGUGGCUAUCUGCAAAACCUGAGCUUGGAGAACCCUAGUCUGCAUUUGAUAUUGUAUCCUAAUUUUCUGACCCAGUGGUGCUUGCCAUUAUGGGAAAUCAGCUUGCUGGCAUUGCUCCUUCCCAGAUCCUUUCUGUGGAGAGUUAUUUCUCAGACAUCCAUGACUUUGAAUAUGAUAAGAGCCUGGGGAGUACUCGUUUUUUUAAAGUUGCUCGAGCAAAGCACCGUGAAGGCCUGGUGGUUGUGAAGGUCUUUGCCAUUCAGGAUCCCACAUUGCCUUUAACCAGCUAUAAACAAGAGCUGGAGGAACUGAAAAUCAGGCUUCAUUCUGCACAGAACUGUCUGCCUUUCCAGAAAGCGUCAGAAAAAGCAUCUGAGAAAGCAGCCAUGCUGUUUAGGCAGUAUGUGCGAGACAACCUCUAUGAUCGCAUCAGUACUCGCCCAUUCUUAAAUAACAUUGAGAAGCGCUGGAUUGCUUUCCAGGUUCUGACAGCUGUGGACCAAGCACACAAAUCUGGAGUCCGUCAUGGAGACAUCAAGACUGAAAAUGUGAUGGUCACUAGUUGGAAUUGGGUUCUUCUAACUGAUUUUGCCAGUUUUAAACCCACUUAUCUUCCAGAGGAUAACCCAGCAGAUUUCAACUAUUUUUUUGAUACUUCACGGAGGAGAACUUGCUAUAUUGCUCCUGAACGUUUUGUUGAUGGUGGUAUGUUUGCCACUGAGUUAGAAUACAUGAGAGAUCCAUCCACUCCACUUGUAGACUUAAAUAGUAAUCAGAGAACAAGAGGAGAGUUGAAGAGAGCAAUGGACAUCUUUUCUGCAGGUUGCGUGAUCGCUGAGCUUUUUACAGAAGGUGUACCACUCUUUGAUCUCUCUCAGCUUUUGGCUUAUAGAAAUGGACAUUUUUUUCCUGAGCAAGUGCUAAAUAAAAUUGAAGAUCACAGUAUCAGAGAAUUGGUAACUCAGAUGAUUCACCGUGAGCCAGAUAAACGUUUAGAGGCAGAAGAUUACUUAAAACAGCAGCGUGGAAAUGCCUUUCCUGAAAUAUUUUACACUUUUCUUCAGCCCUACAUGGCCCAGUUUGCCAAGGAAACGUUUCUCUCUGCAGAUGAGCGUAUUCUGGUUAUACGGAAGGAUUUGGGCAAUAUUAUUCACAAUCUCUGUGGACGUGAUUUACUAGAAAAAGCAGAAGGAGAGCCUAAGGAAAAUGGGCUGGUUAUCUUGGUGUCUGUUAUAACAUCUUGCCUACAGACUCUUAAGUACUGUGAUUCCAAACUUGCAGCUUUGGAACUUAUUCUCCAUUUGGCCCCUCGAUUAAGUGUAGAAAUCCUUUUGGAUCGUAUUACUCCUUAUCUUUUGCAUUUCAGCAAUGACACUGUUCCCAGAGUGAGGGCUGAAGCCUUGAGGACGUUGACCAAAGUUCUUGCUCUUGUAAAAGAGGUUCCUCGCAAUGAUGUCAAUAUCUAUCCAGAAUAUAUUCUGCCAGGCAUAGCCCACUUAGCCCAAGAUGAUGCUACUAUUGUUAGACUAGCCUAUGCAGAAAACAUAGCACUGUUGGCAGAAACAGCUCUGAGAUUCUUGGAAUUAGUACAGUUAAAAAAUCUCAAUAUGGAAAAUGACCCAAAUAGUGAAGAAAUAGAUGAAGUUACACAUCCCAAUGGAAAUUAUGACACAGAACUCCAAGCCUUACAUGAAAUGGUCCAGCAGAAAGUUGUCACUUUGCUAAGUGACCCUGAAAAUAUUGUGAAACAAACUUUGAUGGAAAAUGGAAUAACACGGCUUUGUGUAUUCUUUGGACGUCAGAAAGCCAAUGAUGUCUUGUUGUCACACAUGAUUACUUUCCUAAAUGAUAAGAAUGAUUGGCAUCUGCGUGGAGCUUUUUUUGAUAGUAUAGUUGGUGUUGCUGCCUAUGUUGGCUGGCAGAGCUCAUCAAUUCUCAAACCCCUGUUACAACAAGGUCUUAGUGAUGCUGAGGAAUUUGUUAUAGUGAAGGCUCUUAAUGCCCUUACCUGUAUGUGCCAGUUAGGGCUGCUACAGAAGCCCCAUGUCUACGAAUUUGCCAGUGAUAUUGCUCCCUUCUUGUGUCAUCCCAAUCUAUGGAUACGCUAUGGUGCUGUGGGAUUUAUUACGGUGGUAGCUGAUCGAAUUAGCACAGCUGAUGUCUACUGCAAACUGAUGCCUUACCUUGAGCCAUAUAUUACCCAGCCAAUAAUACAGAUUGAAAGAAAACUUGUUCUACUCAGUGUUCUAAAAGAGCCAGUAAAUCGUUCUAUAUUUGAUUAUGCUUUGCGGUCUAAAGAUAUUACAAGCUUGUUCAGACAUCUUCACAUGCGUCAGAAGAAGCGAAAUGGGUCUCUUCCUGACUGCCCUCUGCCUGAGGAUCCUGCCAUAGCACAACUUCUGAAGAAAUUGCUCUCACAGGGAAUGACUGAGGAAGAGGAAGAUAAACUUCUGUCAUUGAAAGACUUCAUGAUGAAAUCUAACAAAGCAAAGGCCAAUAUAGUGGACCAGAGCCAUCUUCAUGAUACUAGUCAGAAAGGUGUAAUUGACUUGGCAGCCGUAGGGAUAACUGGGAGACAAGUUGAUCUUGUUAAAACUAAACAGGAAGCAGAGGACAAGCGGGCUAGAAAACAUGUAAAACCAGACUCAAAUGUGAACGAAGAAUGGAAAAGCAUGUUUGGGUCACUGGAACCACCGAACAUCCCACAGGCCCUACCCAAAGGUAGCGACCAGGAGGUGAUUCAGACUGGGAAGCCGCCUCGUUCUGAGUCCUCUGCUGGCAUAUGUGUUCCUUUGUCAACUUCUCCUCAGGUUCCAGAAAUGACAAAUGUUCAAAAUAGAAAACCAACCAUACAGGUUUUAAGUAGUACAGUUUUACCAUCCCCCUACCAGAUUCGGAACACCACUUGUAAAACUGAACUUCAACAACUCAUACAACAAAAGCGGGAGCAGUGCAAUGCUGAGAGGAUAGCCAAGCAGAUGAUGGAAAAUGCUGAAUGGGAGAGUAAACCACCACCACCUGGGUGGCAUCCCAAAGGGCUACUGGUUGCACAUCUUCAUGAACACAAAUCGGCUGUGAAUCGAAUUAGAGUCUCUGAUGAGCACUCACUCUUUGCAACAUGUUCAAAUGAUGGUACAGUGAAAAUCUGGAACAGUCAAAAAAUGGAAGGGAAGACCACAACUACCAGAUCUAUUCUUACAUAUAGCCGAAUUGGAGGACGUGUCAAGACACUCACAUUCUGCCAGGGUUCUCACUACUUAGCCAUAGCAUCUGAUAAUGGUGCUGUCCAGCUUCUUGGAAUUGAGUCUUCUAAGCUGCCCAAGUCUCCUAAAAUUCAUCCUCUACAAAGCAGAAUUCUAGACCAGAAGGAGGAUGGCUGUGUGGUGGAUAUACAUCACUUCAACUCUGGUGCGCAGUCCGUUUUGGCUUAUGCCACUGUGAAUGGUUCUCUGGUUGGCUGGGACCUCAGGUCUUCAAGCAAUGCGUGGACAUUAAAGCAUGAUUUAAAGUCGGGCCUCAUCACUUCCUUUGCUGUGGAUAUCCACCAGUGCUGGCUCUGCAUUGGUACAAGCAGCGGUACCAUGGCUUGUUGGGACAUGAGGUUUCAGUUGCCAAUUUCCAGUCACUGUCAUCCUUCCAGGGCUCGAAUCAGACGCCUCUCAAUGCAUCCUCUGUAUCAGUCUUGGGUGAUUGCAGCUGUUCAGGGCAACAAUGAAGUAUCUAUGUGGGAUAUGGAGACUGGUGACAGAAGAUUUACUCUCUGGGCCAGCAGUGCACCGCCUCUUUCUGAGCUACAGCCUUCUCCUCACAGUGUCCAUGGUAUCUACUGUAGUCCUGCAGAUGGAAAUCCUAUCCUGCUAACAGCUGGCUCAGACAUGAAAAUAAGGUUUUGGGACUUAGCUUAUCCAGAGAGAUCCUAUGUUGUUGCAGGAAGUACUAGUUCCCAGUCUGUGUCCUACUACAGGAAAAUAAUUGAAGGUACCGAAGUUGUUCAGGAAAUUCAGAAUAAGCAGAAGGUAGGACCAAGUGAUGACACCCCUCGGAGAGGCCCAGAAUCUCUGCCUGUGGGACAUCAUGACAUUAUCACGGAUGUCGCCACGUUCCAGACAACACAGGGUUUCAUCAUAACGGCUUCUAGAGAUGGGAUUGUUAAGGUGUGGAAAUAAAAACCUAGUGAUCUGUAUAAUUUUUAAUAAAAUUGUAAAUAUAUAACUGAGAAAAGGUAUUUCUAGAAACAGAAGUUAACAGCAAAUUUGUUUCCUUAAUUUUCCAAAAUCAUGUCUCUAUUUUACGGUUUCAUGAUUAAACACAUAUCCCACCCAAGGUGGUUAAGGCAGUUGCACUUGGCUAGUUUGUCUUUGUAUAUAUCACUGCAGUAAUCUGUGUGACAAUAGUGUCUCUGUGACAUUUUAUUGUAUAUGUCCCGGAGGUGAGGAAUUUAUGAUGCUAAGACCUAUUGAUCUGAAUUUACUUUGUAUAGAAAAGAUGGUUGUAAGCUAUAAUAUAAACUUUUUUUUUUGCUAUUAAAAAUGCUAUUUAAACAAACCAAUAAACUAUAUCCAAAGAGGUUUUGUUUGUAUUUAGUGAUGUUUUUAACAGUAACAUUUAACAGGAAUAAAAUCUCUAGCAGCAUUUGUUCUGAGGUGAAGAAAGGGACUUGGAAUCACAAGGAAUCAGUGACAGAACUAGGCAUUCUGUCUGAAUCUCUGGAUGCUCAGUGUUAAGCUCUUUUUGCUUUGCUGUCUUUAUCCCUCUCUCUUCCUCUAUGUUCUAUAGUUUGCCUCAUUAGUUAUUUAGCAUGGAAGACUUGAUAGGCUGUGUAUCAGUUCUAGAGAAAUAUGUCACUGCAUGGCUAUUGUCACUAUUUUUUAUAGACUCUACUGUAAAUUCGGCAGUUUGGCCCAUCAGCUUGCCCUUAUUCAGUGCAGAUUAUUAUUUUUUUAAAUUCAUGAAAAAGAAAAAAAUAAAAAUGAUUAAGCUGUUAAAAAUAUGUCAGAAAUAAAUGUUAGCAGCUGACUGCUGUGGACUAGGAAAGACAGAGAGGCCCUCCACCCAGAGAAAAGAGGGGAACAUGGCACAGUUCUGAUCCAACUGUUGACUGGUGAAGUUGACCCUCUUGGUCAUUCAGCUUUGAUCCCUUCCAGGCAGGAGCCCGGGGCACCCACUCCACCAUUUGUUUCCACACACACAGUAAUUGUGGUGAGUGAGUGACUGAACUGGGCUGCAGCUCCUGGAGUGCAUCCCCCACUCUCAAGGCCAAUAGCUUCUGGUUGGCCUGGACCCUGUCAGGUUGGCUGCUAUGGAUAGAGUCAGGCAAGCCCUCCCACCCAGGAACAGACGGGUGCUUGGCAUAGUUUUGAUCCAACUGUUGUUCAGUGAAAUUGGACUACAGGGUCCCGUAGCCUUGGUCUUUGGCUUGGACAGAUGCUCAGAGCACCAUGGUGCCAUUAUUACCACUCAUCACAGAAACAAAGAGGACAGAGGACCAAAAAACCUUUGUAGGGCUGUGGGAAAUAGUUUGCUAAAGAGUGCCAUCUGCUGGGAAGGCUGGGGAAGUGCAGUCUUGGGAAGCUAAUUUCCUGACCCUCUCUCCAGGGCCUUUUAGAACUAGUCUGCAUACUUGUGUGGGACCCUGGCCCUGUUUUGGCUGGGAAGUACUGAUGAACUGAGUGCCAAAGAAGACCUUUAACAUAAACCCAAUUGACAUCAAAAUCUUAGGUAAGAUAGAUAGGGAAAUCAACUUUCAGAAUAAGCUUAUCAAGAUAAUCAGAUGCCCAGAUACCGGCAAAAAAUUGCAAGGCAUACUAAGCAAAAUUAAGAUAUGACCAAGCUAAAUGAUCAAAUUUAAAUGACAGCGGAGAUGCAGAAGUUGAAACAACUAAUCAAGGAUGUUCAAACAAAUCUAAAAAAAUUCAAUGAGAUGGCUAAAAAGAUAAAAGAUAUAAAGAAGACACUAGGACAGCAUAAAGAAGAAUUUGAGAGAAUACAUUGAAAAAUAACAGAGCUUCUGGAAAUGAGAGACACUGUAGAUGAAAUUAAACAUAUACUAGAAACACACAAUAGCAGAAUUGAACAGGAAGAAGGGACCAGCAAGCAAGAAGACAGAGCAACUGAA